GGUGGGGCACUCGGGCUGCCAGGAAACCGGAACUCUCGCUCUUCCCCGCUCUGACAGCUCUGUCCCCGCUCCUUUCUCGGAGCCCAGGUCUCUCGGCCCUCUGGAAGGUCCCAGGUAGGCUGCAGUCUCUGCCCUUGAAGGCCUAGCCAGGGGGCUUUGUCAGCGGCCUCCUGCCCAGGAAGAGGAGCCUGAGAGCUCUCCCCUGGGGGAUCCCUGUCCCUCCCUGCCCAGCUCAGCCUGCAGAGGAGCCAGAGGGAUGGCCCCUGGGAGCCCCAGCCCCCCAGCCCAGGAGAUGGUGACGUUCCAGGAUGUGGCUGUGGACUUCACGCAGGAGGAGUGGCGCCUCUUGGAGCCUCCCCAGAAGGAGCUGUACAGGGAGGUGAUGCUGGACAAUGCCCGGAACCUGCUCUCCCUGGGGCUGCCCGUUCCCAGAGAAGACUUGAUCUCUUAUUUGGAGCAAAGGGAAGCCCCCUGGAUGCUGGGGCAGGAAGGCCUGAGGAGCUGCUGUGCAGAAGGAGAGAUUAGAUUUGAAGUGAAAGAGAAGGCAAAACUAAGCAUUUCUGUGGAAGAAACUCACAAGCAAAGAGAGAAACCUAAUAACGGUCAUCAUUGUGAUAAAGCUUUCAGUCAACCGUCAUCCAUGAUUUACUGUGAAGAGAUUCAGCCUGGAGACAAACCACAUGAAUGUUAUGAAUGUGGGAAAUCUUUUAGUGAACACUCAUCUCUUCUUGUACAUCAGAGAAUUCACACAUCACAGAAACUUAAUGAAUGUAGUGAAUGUGGGAAAACUUUCAGACAGAGCUCCAGUCUUGCUGAACAUCAGAGAAUCCACACUGAGGAGAAGCCAUAUGAAUGUAGUCAGUGUGGAAAGACUUUCAGACAGAAAUGCCGUCUUGCUCUACAUGAGAGAAUUCACACUGGAGAGAAACCUUACGAAUGUAAUCAAUGUGGAAAGACUUUCAGAAGCAACUCCAAACUUGCUCUACAUCAGAGAGUUCACACAGGAGAGAAACACUAUGAAUGUAAUGAAUGUGGAAAGACUUUCAGAAGCAGCUACACUCUUGCUGUACAUCAAAGAAUCCAUACUGGGGAGAAACCUUAUGAAUGUAAUCAGUGUCAAAAGACUUUCAGGUGCAGCUCCAGUCUUGUUGUACAUCAGAGAAGCCACACUGGAGAGAAACCUUAUGAGUGUAUCCAAUGUGGGAAGAAUUUCCGACAGCUCAACAAAUUUGCUGAUCACCAGAGAAUUCACACCGGAGAAAGACCUUAUGAAUGUCAUCAAUGUGGAAAGACUUUUAGAAGAAGCUCGGGUCUUGCUAAACAUCAGAGAAUCCACACUGGAGAAAAACCUUAUGAAUGUCAUCAAUGUGGAAAAACUUUUUCACAGAGUUCCAAUCUUGCUUUUCAUGAGAGAAUCCACAGGGGAGAGAAACGUUUUGAAUGUCAUCAAUGUGGAAAGAAUUUCACAUGGAAGUCCACUCUUGCUGAGCAUCAGAGAAUCCACACUGGAGAGAAACCUUAUGAAUGCAGUCAAUGUGGAAAGAAUUUCCGACAGUACAACAAAUUUGCUGAACAUCAGAAAAUCCACACUGGAGAGAAACUUUAUGAAUGUAAUCAGUGUGGAAAAGCUUUUACGCAGAAGACUAGUCUCACUUAUCAUCAGAGAAUCCACACUGGAGAAAAACCUUAUGAAUGUCAUCAAUGUGGAAAGGCUUUCGUGUGCAGCUCCAGUCUUGUGAAACAUCAGACAAUCCACAGUGGAGAGAAACCUUAUGAGUGUCUGGAAUGUGGUAAAGCUUUUAAUGUUCAGUCUUCCCUUACUAAACAUCAGAGAAUCCACAGUGGAGAGAAACCUUUUAAGUGUCUGGAAUGCAGUAAAGCUUUUAAGGUACAUGCUUCCCUUGCUAGACAUCAGAGAAGUCAUACUAGAGGAAAGACCUCCUUAACAUAAUCAAUGCAGAAAGUUGGACCAAUGUCAUCCCUUUUUUCCCAUCAGAGAAUUCACAUGGGAUAGAAAUCACAGCCCUGUACUGAAUGUAUAAAGGCACUUAAAUGGAGCACAGAGCUUGCUUGACUUCAGAGAAUCCAUUCCAAGUACAAGCUGUAUAUGGAGUCAGCCAAAGAUCAUCUCUUACUCAACAUCAGAGGAUUCAUAAGGGAGAGAGAGAAGAUUUAUGAAUAUGCCCAGUGAAGACCACCUUUCCCUAGCUGUUGGAGGUCCCUAGACAUCACAAAAUUCCCACUGGAAAGAAGCCUUGUAAAAGAAAUAAUUGUGGUAGGGUCUUUCCCUGAAGCUCACCCUUGUAUAUUGGAAAAAUCUUGCUCGACCUAAAACUCAGAUACCACAUUUCAUACUGUUUGCAAAGCCCCUAAAAAUGGAUUGAAAUUUUCUCUGAAAUCCUCAGGUUUCUCAUUUGUUCUCUGCAAUAUGCCACAGCAUUCCUGCGCCAUAACUUCUUCAGCCAUUCCCCAGUAUCUUAAUAUUCACUUUGUUUCAAGAUGAUAUCUGGUACAAAAAGUCCUGGAGUGAAUAUUUUGCACCUGUUGGACAUUUAUUUUUGUAAUGAUUUCUUUAGCAUGGUUUAAUGGAUGGAGGAAUGUCCCUGAAUCCAGAAGACUUGGGUUCAAAUUCAGUCUUUGUUACUAGUGAGGUGACCGUGUGCAUAGCGCUCAAGUUAGUGUUGUCAGAGUUUCCCCCAUCAGUACAAGGGAGAUAGUAAUAGAAUCUACCUCCCAGGAUCAAAAAGAUUAUUAAAUAAGAAUAUUUUCUAGUGCUUUAUAAGCAUUACAUCACUUUAUAAAUAUUAUAGGAUCACAAGGCUUAAAACAAAGUCAAGAGGCUCAAAAGGUAAGGGUGGCUUAAUCCCUUUCCUUUUAUUCCCUUUGGCAUUCAGAAUUUUAUAGGUAAAAGCAGUUUGGAUAAGGAUAAGAACCUUAUGGUCCUUAUGGUAAUGGAUAUGGACCUCGGUGUAGAGUUGGAAAGAUUUCAUUAAAAAUCUGCCUCCGGUGUCCUCUUGCUGUGUAAGGAACAACGGCUCUGGCUCCAUUGAUUCUUCUCCAAAGUGAGGAGGGAGGACUCGGUUGCCUCCGUGGUUCCUUCUCACACUAAAUCUGUGUUCUCAUCAAAAGAAGUGUCCUAUGUUCCUUUCUAAAACCCCUUUCAGGGAUUCCAGGAAGCCUAGCAGGACCAAGCCUGAGACUAUAGUAGAAAGUGGUUCUCAUCCAAACUCUCGUGCAUUCCUUAAAACGUUAGAGCUUGGACAGAUUCCACGUGUAAGAUACCAAAGAAAGCGAGUUCAGCAUUCUGUGUUCAACAAAUCCAAAGACCUCGCCUGCUGGGCCUGGGUUGACUAAUCACUGCAAAAAGCUGGGAAAGCUCACAGUCUGGUAGAAACUAGGUCCAGAGCAACAUCUCACAAAGUAGACCAGGAUUAGCUCCAAGUAGAUACGUUCCUCAGAUAUGAAAGGCCAUCUCAAACAAAGCAGAGAAAUCACAAUAAAGCAAAUUCAUAAUUCUGGAGAGCAAGAGUACCUGAGCAGAGAAAAGGCAGAACAUCCAGUAGGGAAAUAUCCCCUGAAGAUGUUCACGUAUCCCAAAGGUAAAAGGGAAACGAAUGGAGGGAAAGAUUUGCAGGAACUUUCUCUCAUAAAGGUCUCCUGUCCAAUGUAUAUGAGUAUGGAGGGAGAUCAUACAAAUGAGGCACUCCCCAAUAGACAGGUGGCCAAAAACUGAGUAGACAGUUUUCCAAGCAACAAAUCCAUUUUAAAAUGCUCCACAUUUGUAAUCCAAAUCACUAAUAAUCUGAAGGUUUUUCAGAUGGAAAAAAGUGAUAAAAUCACAAUCACAAAUAUGGGAGGAAAUCUAUAAAUGUAUGUUGAGGGAUGACCUUGUUGCAAUUGACAUUGCUCCCUCCUUUUGUUUUGGCAAGUAAUUGAAAAGGAAGGUAUGUAGGACAAUGGCUGAACAAAUAAUGGUAUAUGGAUGGAACUGAGCAUAUAUGCCAUCAAAUAUGGGUAAUUUCACUGAAAACUCAGAAGAGCUUUAUGAACUGAUGCAGUGUGGCGAAUAACAUUAAGGGAAUAAUUACUCAUGAUAGCAUUACUAAAGAUGAAGUACGAUGUCACAGCUCUGACACUUUUGAUGACCAAUACUUCCUGUUCCAGAGGUCACAGAGAUAUCUGGGCUUUCUACAUCCUGGCCAAAGGGGGAUGGUUCCAAGCUGUUGAAUUACAAAGUACAUUUUGAGGCAGACAAGGUAGGAAUUGAUUGAGCUUGCUACUAUUCUUUUGUUCUGAUUUUGUUGUUGUUUUUCUCCUCAAUAUUUUGUUGACAUUUGGAUAAAAACUAGACAUAAGAAUUUCAGAAAGAAUCAGGACAGAUUUGAAAGUGCCAUAAUGAAUUUUGUAAUAUCUCAAAAAAAACAAGCAAUAAAUAAUAGAAAUUAUUUCAUGUGAGAUCAUAUAUAUGUAUGUAUAUAUACAAAUGAAAUUUUCAUUUUCUAGGUUCUGAAUUUUAAAAUAAAAAAAUCAAAUUUUGAGUUUCCUUUUUGUAA
Messenger RNA from Monodelphis domestica (gray short-tailed opossum), 4553 nucleotides. Lineage: Eukaryota; Metazoa; Chordata; Mammalia; Didelphimorphia; Didelphidae. The record is from RefSeq and is a predicted model, not a curated record.